AUGUCAUAUUUUCCUUGGCUUAAAUGGUGCCGUCCCACAAUUCAUAGGGAGCGGGAGCAGGAACUUUAUGGCCCAAAGAAACGUGGACCUAAACCAAAAAACUUUGUACUAAAGGCACGGGCACAGGCGGGUGAUAGACCUCGAAGCUCAAAUACCAGACGCACUCCACCUCACACCACUGCCAAGCCUCCCGCCUCUUCCUCUUCUGCAAGUUCAUCCUCUUCCUUCUCCACCGCUCCAACCCCCAGAGUGCACUCUCUCGCCGCUGCUCAUAAACUGAAGAAAGACAUCCAUCGUUGUCAUAGGAUGUCUCGACGACCUUUGCCACGACCCGACCCCCUAGGCGACUCCACUGGAUCCACAUCCUCAUCCCGUCCUCCCAUCUCUCCGUUCUCUGAAACUGUCCGCAUCCUCAACCGCAGGGUCAAACCGCGGGAGGUUAAGCGAGGACGUAUAAUCUUGAACCUGAAUGUCAUUGACAAAUCCGAAAACAGUGGAGUAACAAGUAGAAGGUCACCACAGUCAUUUGCGGGGCGGGCGAAAAUCCCAUCCCGAAAUCGCAUCAUUGGGAAAAAGCAGGGGGACAUGCCUUACAGGCCGUUCCAGCAUCCUAUGAAGAUGUUGGGCUUCCCGAUGUACGGCCAGCCGUUUGGGCUCCACCCCUGUGGGUCAAUGUCCUCCAUGGCCAAUGAAGAAUCCAACACUGGAGCCAAUCGGAGAGGUGGAAACUGCUGUGAUAGCCAUUCCUCUGCUAAUGCGCAGAAGUUUCAAUAUCAGCCUCCACCUUCUCCAUCCAGCUUCAGUGGGUCUAACAACAGCUCCCCUUCACUUCAGAAACAGCCGACUCAACCUGAAGCUCCUACGUCUCCAACUAAAUUGGAUUCUGCAGCCUCCUCACGUUCCAGAGAUGCCUCCCAACCUCCCCCAAAGUCCAGCUCUGUGCCAUUCCUCCCUUCCUCUCUUGAAGAUGAAGACCAGGGCUCUCCGAAUCUCGCCACUUCUCGGGGCAGAAAACGGAAACUUCGUCAUCGAACCCAGGUGGGUCAAGCUUCGGUCUGCCAGGUUAGUGACCGCACUACCACCCCACAUCCUGAGGAAAAUAGGGAGCCAAAAGAGGGGGAUCCCGAUUGGAACCCUGAAAUGGCACCCAGCUGUACCAAUGUAGUCGUGACUGACGUCACCACAAACCUUCUCACAGUCACCAUCAAGGAAUUCUGCCAUUCAGGAGCGGGUUCUGAACCCUCUUCCCCUUGCCAAGCUGACAACCCACCCUGUCCCACCACAGCUGCCUCUUGAAAGUUACCCUAAACGUUUCAGACAAAAAUAUAUGCCCAUUAAAUCCCAUGAGAACUUGCCAUAAUGAUAUUCAUGCACCUUAAAAUAGUUGGCGUUAAUGAAAUUAAAAUGUAUUUUUGGUGAAAUUAAGAUAUAUUGAAGUAUUAUUUAAAGGCAGGGGUGCUUCCCUUGACCUCUACAUUUUAAACAACAUGCUAUGAUGGUUUUGUAGUACUUCAUGCUUUUCUUCCCCCUCUUUUUUCCCCAGUGAUCCUGUCUUUCCACAGC
Messenger RNA from Sinocyclocheilus grahami, 1563 nucleotides. Its product is annotated as chromobox protein homolog 6-like. Bases 1 to 1296 code for a protein of 431 amino acids. NCBI's taxonomy places the organism in Eukaryota, Metazoa, Chordata, Actinopteri, Cypriniformes, Cyprinidae. The transcript is spliced from 2 exons. The record is from RefSeq and is a predicted model, not a curated record. Gene Ontology annotation, molecular function: chromatin binding. Gene Ontology annotation, cellular component: PRC1 complex; chromatin. Gene Ontology annotation, biological process: negative regulation of transcription by RNA polymerase II.